AUGUCCGUCCGUCAACAUGCUAAUCUAAGGGCAUGCAUCACAGUUGUCGCAUCGUCAGUCGCUGACUCAGAGGAAGGUCUUGACUUUCCCGCUUUUGACCUCAUUGAUGCUCCACUCCCUCAACCGUACACCAGACAUCCCCCAUGCGCUCCGCCACAGACUCCUUCGCACCUCGUGAUUUAUUCUCUAUCCCCUUACUCUAUCCUUGCCCGUUGGCGUUUGGCGCUAGAGGCAGGAGGUUAA
Suillus subalutaceus is the source of this 243-nucleotide messenger RNA. RefSeq lists its product as uncharacterized. The transcript has 3 exons. NCBI's taxonomy places the organism in Eukaryota, Fungi, Basidiomycota, Agaricomycetes, Boletales, Suillaceae. The coding region runs from base 1 to 243 and encodes 80 amino acids. The record is from RefSeq and is a predicted model, not a curated record.